AUGACAAUCGGGAAGUGUGCAGCCGGACCAAGUCACUGUACGUACGGUAGAGUGAAAUAUUGUAAAAUAAUGUGUCCAGUGAGAUGCAGCCGCAGUGUUUUAACAGGUGGACAUUCCUGAUGUUGCAGAGUUAUUAGGUAAUAUCUUAGAGAGAGCGAACAUGGCUGCGCCCACAGGACCGAGAGGAUCAUCAGCCUCCAGCCCGCCAGGGUUUGAAGGUUUUCCGUUUGCAGUGGCCGGUAAACCACCGGAGGACAACUCCGGUAAAGAGCAGGAGCAGACCGGGGAUGUGAAAAAGAAACCGUGCAGGGCUUGUACGGACUUUAAAUCAUGGAUGAAGGUCCAGAAGAAACAGACGGCAGCUGUACAGGAGACCCAAGCUGCAGAGUCAGAGCCACAGCAGGACCCAGAGUGUCCGCUGGACAGGCAGGAGUUGGGGCGUAACACCUGGUCCUUCCUGCACACUAUGGCAGCUUAUUACCCCGAUCGUCCAUCUUCUUCCCAGCAGCAGGAGAUGUCCCAGUUCAUCAACCUUUUCUCCAAGUUCUUCCCAUGUGAUGAAUGUGCAGAAGACCUCAGGGGCAGACUGAAAACCAAUCAGCCGGACACCAGGAGUCGCCACUCGCUGUCUCAGUGGUUCUGUCGUAUCCACAAUGACGUUAACGUCCGGCUGGGCAAGCCUGAGUUUGACUGCUCCCGUGUGGACGAGAGGUGGAAGGACGGAUGGAAAGACGGUUCCUGUGACUGAGUGAAGAGACAUGAGGACUGAACUGAGACCUGAGAGGAGAAAUCCUUUGAGUCAGAACACCUCAAAGAGGAGCUGAUGAGAAACUUUACGUAAAGAGAGAGAUUUGUGUUUUGUGUUAGUUCAUAUCACUGUCUGGUAAUAAAAUGAAAGACACACUUCUUUCUUUCACUGAACCUCUUGUUAAUUCAAACUGUUGAAAUUCAAUCUUGUGUGAAUCAUAAAACAUAUUUUCGACCAAUGUAGCCCUGAAUUGUUAUAUAAUUGAAAUAUAUCAAGUCAUUAAAAUGUUAUUUUCUCAUCA
This is a messenger RNA of Centropristis striata (black sea bass), 1049 nucleotides long. It is a transcript of the gene gfer, whose product is annotated as growth factor, augmenter of liver regeneration (ERV1 homolog, S. cerevisiae). Gene Ontology annotation, biological process: liver development. Gene Ontology annotation, molecular function: flavin adenine dinucleotide binding; flavin-dependent sulfhydryl oxidase activity. Gene Ontology annotation, cellular component: mitochondrion. The coding region runs from base 161 to 748 and encodes 195 amino acids. The record is from RefSeq and is a predicted model, not a curated record. The transcript is spliced from 3 exons. NCBI's taxonomy places the organism in Eukaryota, Metazoa, Chordata, Actinopteri, Perciformes, Serranidae.